Messenger RNA from Prorocentrum cordatum, 366 nucleotides. Lineage: Eukaryota; Dinophyceae; Prorocentrales; Prorocentraceae. The record is from the annotation of a GenBank genome assembly.
AUGGCGCUCGCCGCGAUCUCUGCGAUGUCGCCGGCAUCCUACUGCCCGGGCCAGAAGCUGGCUCUUGCCCUCGUGGUGAUGGGCCUCUUCCUCUUCGGGCACAGCGCGUGUCACCCGUACGCGAACAGCGCGCUGAACCGCGUCGAACAGAGAGCGCUCGCGGUGUUGGCCCUCGGCAUGGUGGCUGCGGUGUGGCUCGCGGGUGAGUCCUGGAGCAAGACGCCGGAGAUGGAGCAGGCUGUCCUUCUUGGCACCGCCUUCGUGCUGUUCGUGGCUGAAACGUUCCUCGUUGGCUACUUCCUAUACGCGAAGUUCGUGCGCGAAGAGGUGGCGGCCGGCGCCGAGCUUCGCGCGGAACAGGCUUGA